AUGCCGGGGGCUUCCCGCUCGCUGGCGGUGGCCGGGGGAGGCGAGAGCAGCGACAGCGACGAGGACCGCUGGGUGAUCGGGUUCGUUCAGCACGAGCCGCAGCAAUUUAGUAAAACAUUACAGUUACAAGACAAGGAUGAAACAUUAAAGAAAGCUUUGACUUCUGGGGAUGUGUCCAUGAUUGAAGAACUUUUAAAUUCAGGUGUGAAUGUAGAAUCUAGUUUUCAGUUUGGAUGGACUCCCCUGAUGUAUGCUGCUAGUGUUGCUAAUGUGGAAUUAGUUCGUAUCCUAUUGGACAGAGGUGCUAAUGCAAGCUUUGAUAAGGAUCAAUAUACUGUAUUGAUGGCUGCAUGUACUGCACGUGCUUCAGAGGAGCAGAUUUUGAAGACCGUGGAACUACUUCUGUCAAGGAAUGCCAAUCCCAGUGUUGUUUGCCGGAAACAAAUGACUCCGCUAAUGUAUGCAGCUCGAGAAGGACACUGUCAAGUUGUUGCUCUUCUUGUUGCUUAUGGAUCACAAAUAAAUGCCCAGGAUGAAAAUGGUUAUACAGCACUGACAUGGGCAUCCCACCAAGGACGUAAAAAUGUUGUCUUGAAGUUGCUUGAACUUGGAGCUGAUAAAACUCUACAAACCAAAGAUGGAAAGACAGCAGGAGAGAUUGCAAAAAGCAGUAAACAUUCAGAGCUUUUUAAUUUACUUUCUUUGACUGCAAAUCCCUUUCAAGGGAAGUUCCAGAACCUGUUUAAAGAAGAGGCUAUCCACAAACUCUUAAAAGCGGUCCCUGAUGCAGUUAGAGAUCAUAAAGUUAGUUCCUAUGCAGCCUUUGGUGACCUAGAAGUGUUUUUGCAUGGUCUUGGUCUAGAACACAUAACAGAGUUAUUAAAGGAAAAAGAUAUAGCUUUAAGAAAGCUUUUGACCAUGAGAAAAGAUGAUUUUACACAGAUUGGGAUUACAAAUACCAGAGACCAACAGAAAAUCCUUGAUGCUGUUCGAGAGCUGCAGGUGGAAGAGAUAAAAUUUGGAGAGUUGCCUGAAGUGAUGAACUUAGAAUUCAGUGGUGAUGAGUUCCUCACUUUUCUUCUGAAACUGAAUAGACAGUGUGGUCAUCUUACAACUGCUGUGCAAAAUAUAGUUAGCCAGUUACCCACAAACUCUCAUAAGAUAGUACUCGAGUGGGGUCCACCCCAGAGCUUCACUAAAGUUUGUGAGGACUUGGUUGGCAGUGUUGAAGAUUUAAGUGAAGAAGUUAGCAAACUAAAGGACCUCAUGCAAAAGCUUCAAAAUGGACAGAAGAAUGACCCCACUCAUGUGCGACCCCUAGAAAAAACACCUACCUGGAAAAGUAGAUUAAUAAAAAGGGCAGCAGUAACCCUGUUUGGAUUUGGAUUUCUCUUUCUUAUCACCAAAUUAACCUUAAGGAAAGCCUGA
Molecule: messenger RNA, 1428 nt
Organism: Gopherus evgoodei (Goodes thornscrub tortoise)
Lineage: Eukaryota; Metazoa; Chordata; Testudines; Testudinidae
Gene: ASZ1
Product: ankyrin repeat, SAM and basic leucine zipper domain containing 1
Exons: 13
Coding region: 1-1428 (475 amino acids)
Biological process (GO): piRNA processing
Cellular component (GO): pi-body
Molecular function (GO): protein binding
Source: RefSeq, a predicted model, not a curated record